Molecule: messenger RNA, 900 nt
Organism: Aspergillus wentii DTO 134E9
Lineage: Eukaryota; Fungi; Ascomycota; Eurotiomycetes; Eurotiales; Aspergillaceae
Exons: 2
Coding region: 1-900 (299 amino acids)
Molecular function (GO): oxidoreductase activity
Source: RefSeq, a predicted model, not a curated record
AUGCAGCGAUUAUUACGUCCUCUGUGUACAGCCAGACUGGCUCGACCAUCCAACUCUCGAUUCAUAUCAACGUCAACCAUUCCCCGUCUCACCGUCCCAAACCCAUCCCACGCCUCGCAAACCACCCACCUCGCCUCCGUUAACCGCUUCCUCCAAGACGAUGGCAUCCUCCACAUCCAACUCGCCUUCGCAGACGACAAAAGCAGCUAUAUUCAGGAGCUCCUCCUAAACCUGCACAAGCACCACUCCCACGGCCUCCCACUCACCCACAGCGCCGACCGCGGCUGGAUGUGGGAUAUCCGGCCCUCGCCCGACUCCUUCCAAAGUAAUAACCACCAAGCGCGGUCCGAGACAAUGGAGGAGUUCCCCUGGCAUACAGACUGUAGUUAUGAGAGCGAGCCGCCGCGGUUCUUCGCGUUGCAGGUUCUACAACCGGAUACGUGUGGCGGGGGUACGUUGUCUGUGCUGAAUGUCGAUCAUCUCCUGACGCUGCUGUCCCCGUUCGCGAGGGAGUGGCUGUUCACACCAAAUUAUCGAAUCAGGGUUCCACCUGAGUUCAUCAAGAAUCAAGGAGAAACGGACAUCGUGGGGAAUCUCCUCGCCACGAAUCCCAAUGGCAAGGCGACGCAGCUCCGGUUCCGAGAGGACAUCGUCACGCCUUUAUGUGAUGAGGCAGCGAAGGCGUUGGCAGAGCUGAAGAGCGUCCUGCUAGGUCCCGCUGCGAAACAGCAGAUUCUCAAUCUCACGCCGGACUUGAUGCCGCGCGGAUCGAUUAUCCUCAUGGAUAAUGGACGCUGGUUGCAUGCUAGGAAUGAAGUUCGGGAUCCGAAGAGACAUCUGCGGAGAGUGCGCUGGGAUGCACGACAAUUUGUGACUCCGGCUGCACAGUUGGGUCUGUAA